AAGCCUUGUCUGUGCUCUGUUGUCCUCAGCCUGUUCCUUAAGUGCAAAGAAGGAGUACUGUCUCAGGAUCACAGCAAUUUAACAGUUUAAGAUGCUGACAGUGGGCAGCAUUUUACUGCUUAUGGUAGCAGCAUCUGUUGCCAACAUAGGCAAGGAUCCUACCCUUGAUUUAGAUUGGGAACGCUGGAAGACAAUCUACCAAAAGCAGUACAGCAGUGAGGAGGAAGAGCUUUCCAGGCGCUUGAUCUGGGAAAAAACCCUGAAAAUCGUUACAGUUCAUAACUUGGAAGAGUCAAUGGGAAAGCAUUCAUACACAAUGGCCAUGAAUGGCUUUGCAGACAUGACAUCUGAGGAAGUAACGGCUACAAUGACAGGGCUCAGGGUAUCCGACUCAGAAAUGGAUAACCUUACAGUUGAUUGGCCUCAAGAAAGUUUUCAGGAUCAGGCCCUAGGCUGCAUAGAUUGGAGGAAGAGCGGUUAUGUCACCAAUGUAAAGAACCAGGGAUCUUGUGGUUCUUGUUGGGCUUUCAGUUCCGUGGGGGCCUUGGAAGGACAACUGAAGAAGAAAACAGGGCGUUUGGUGUCACUUAGUCCCCAGAACCUAGUAGACUGCUCCGGGAAAUAUGGCAACCAUGGUUGCAAUGGAGGCUCUAUGACUAGCGCUUUCAGAUAUGUUAUAAACAACCAUGGCAUUGACUCAGAAAAGUCGUACCCAUAUGAAGGUCGGGACAAUAAUUGCCGUUAUAAAACUUCUGGACGGGCUGCCACCUGUGUCAGCUAUAAACAAAUACCUAAAGGAAGUGAAACUUAUCUUGAAAGAGCAGUGGCUUCAGUGGGACCAAUAUCUAUUGCUAUAGAUGCAAGUUUGAAAUCCUUCCAACAUUACCACCGUGGUGUGUACUAUGACUCAAAAUGCAGUUCUUCAAAUAUAAACCACGCUGUUCUUGUUGUGGGAUAUUGUGUGGACAAAGGUGUGCCAUACUGGCUCGUCAAAAACAGCUGGGGAACCAGAUGGGGUGAUCACGGUUAUAUCCGGAUGGCAAAAAACAGAGGCAACCUUUGUGGAAUAGCUUCAUUUGCCAGCUACCCACUGAUGUGAAAAAUCAACUUAAUCCUGGUGGGCAGGAAUGAAGAGUCAAACGUGCUUUAAAUUAAUUUUGUUCUGAGUUCCCCAAAAACCUGUAGCCUUCAAUAAGUCCUGUCUUGAAUCAUACAAAUUUGAUGGACCCCAAGGAUCUGUUAAAUGCAAGAACAAAAAAACUACUGUAAGAAUCACUGUUUGCUAUAAAAUUUCAUGAGUGCUAGCCCUCUUGGCAUAUUGCUUUCAUGUUCCCUAACCAGCCUGGAGCAGCAUAAAGAAAAUCAUCUACACCAACUACUUCAACCAACUAGUCGCAUGAUAUUGGUUCUCCUUGUUUCAUUAAAAGAAGUUAAAAACAUAUUAGGAAAGCAUCUAAUAUUACUUUCCUAUGUGGGCAAUUGCUAUUAGUGUCACAAACAGGAGUGGAGGUGGUGCAUGUGUUUACAAAUUUAAGGAGAUGUGUCCUCAAAACAAUCUCUUUAUGUUAUGGUCCACUCUAUGAAUAGAUGCUAAUUUUUGUAAUGAUGGAGGCCAUAUAACUACCUAGAUUGUUCAGAAAGUUUGAGAAGCUUUCUAUAAUCAAGUUUCUCAAUGGUUUUGCAGGUGAAACCGUUGCUUUUUAAUUUGCCAAAAAUGGCCUUUUUUAAUGCUCAGGUUUUUAAGAACCUCAAAACACAUCUGAAAACAGUUGAACAUCAUGUAUGAUAAGUAGGGUUGGACGAAUUCCUGGAGAUUUCGCCACACGACAUAAUCUUUAAUUAAAGAUCAAUCUUUAAUUCCUGCAGACUCCAGUAUAGUCCUGGAGGGUUGGCAAUUCUAAUGAUACAAUGUACUAUGGCACCAAAGUCAAUAUUAAAUGCAAGAUUUACUGACAGUAAAUCAUCUCAAAAUUUUAUCCCACGUAUCACAAUAGUUGGUGUUUUUUCUCAAAGAUCUUGGAUUUUUGUGAUUAUGUGAGAAUCUCAGCCUUUUUUUUAUUUUUUAAAAUGUGUUUCUAGUGAUGGUUGUGGAUAAAAGGUUAAAAAUGUGAUCCAAGUGAACCCUACAGGCUCAAAGACCAGAAGGCAAAUAAAAAGCACCCUAAAUGUAUUUUUAAUUUAAUGAUUAUUAAACCACUCUCAUGAUUUUGGGGGCGAGGGGGCAGGACUCAUAAUUUUUUAAUGCUUGGGGUUGGCAAUACUCAUGUUAUAAUGUAUAAUGUAUUACAGAAAGCUGCAUGCAUGAUAAUUCAGAACCUAUGUUAGCUGUUCUACUGCCCUUGUCCUGCUUCCUGGGUUUCUUGGUAAUUAAUGUCUUAGUAUGCUAAUUUCCCAAUAAUUGUACUGGGAUAAUAGCCAAUAUAAUCUUUCAGUACGCAGUUUUUAUUAAUUUUAAAUUAUGUAUUGUUAAAUGACAAUCAAAGAUGUUUUCUCAAAACUUGCUGAUUGUAAGAUUUUGCAUGCAUUACUUCCCACAGAAGCUUUAGUAUGUGGUGAUCAGUGUCGGUACAGUAUUUUGUAGAUAGCACCAGGACAGUAAAGGACACUUAAUUAGAGUGCUUAUUAGCUGAAACGUUUGAUAUUCUUGUCCUUUUUAUUAAAUAAAAGCAAAACCUGAAAGAUA
Messenger RNA from Mauremys mutica (yellowpond turtle), 2683 nucleotides. Its product is annotated as cathepsin K-like. The record is from RefSeq and is a predicted model, not a curated record. Gene Ontology annotation, biological process: immune response. Bases 92 to 1099 code for a protein of 335 amino acids. Gene Ontology annotation, cellular component: lysosome. The transcript is spliced from 8 exons. NCBI's taxonomy places the organism in Eukaryota, Metazoa, Chordata, Testudines, Geoemydidae. Gene Ontology annotation, molecular function: cysteine-type endopeptidase activity.